Messenger RNA from Clarias gariepinus (North African catfish), 658 nucleotides. RefSeq names its product LYR motif containing 2 (gene lyrm2). The coding region runs from base 48 to 314 and encodes 88 amino acids. The transcript is spliced from 3 exons. Lineage: Eukaryota; Metazoa; Chordata; Actinopteri; Siluriformes; Clariidae. The record is from RefSeq and is a predicted model, not a curated record. Gene Ontology annotation, cellular component: mitochondrion.
GUUGGUUGUCCAGCAGCAUUCACUAUACUUCACUAAAUGUGACUGAAAUGUCCGUAUCCAGGUUACCGCCUGCGACACUGAACCUCAAACAGUUUUUGCAGAGACAAAGGAUUUUAGGUUUGUACCGCAAUAUGCUGAGGACAAUCCGCAAAGUCCCAGGCGAGGCAGACCGUAAAUAUUUGAAGGACUGGGCGAGAGAGGAGUUCAAGAGGAACAAGGAGGCCAGAGACCAGGAUGCCAUCCGGAUGAUGAUCACACAGGCCAACAAUCACCUGGAGGAGCUUAGACGAUCCCUUGCUCUGGCUGGAAGGUGAACGGCUGUGAGUGUCGUCUCCUGCGUGAGGAACCUGUGUUAAUGGCAGGACUAGCAGCGCUGAAGGCAUAUACAGUACAGUGCGCGUGUGACUUCAAACCUCGCUCAGGCUGGCCUUCAUCACCUCAUUGCUGCCAAGAGUGCUGUGUGAAUGUAAACGGUCUGCAGCAUUUUGAGUCCAGCAUUGUGGGUUUACUUCCUAUCGUUCAUCUGAGUGAAAUCAUACGUUAAAAUCACCAACUUAACCUGCACUGCAGGUUUUUGAUGAUGCAGGAGUGCUGGUCUCUUGUGUACUGUGACGUUUUGUAAAAUACACAAGCCAAAUAAAUCCAGGUUGUAUUUCAA